Camellia sinensis is the source of this 357-nucleotide messenger RNA. The record is from RefSeq and is a predicted model, not a curated record. Lineage: Eukaryota; Viridiplantae; Streptophyta; Magnoliopsida; Ericales; Theaceae.
AUGCAUGUAGAAUGGAAGGUGGACAGUUUCCGAGCAACAUCGGCGACUGAUGGUUUUCUGAAACUUCUACCACAUCACAAGAAUUCUGAUGGCGAUUCAGAUGAUGAUUCUAAUGGCGAUUCAGAUGAUGAUUCUAUUUUUCCUCAUCUUGCAAACGGUUAUGCAAACCCCGUAGAAAUUGGAGUAUCUUCGAUCGAUCUCAGCGAUGACGAAGAUACAAAAAGUAACGAAGAAGAUGAUGAUGAAAGGAUGAGAGAGGUUACUAAUUCGGCGAUACGGAGAGCGUUCAGAGAAGAUAAGAGUCGUCGGAAUGCUCCGUUAACGGUCGAGACGGCGACGAGAGUGAUGGAGGGUUAG